Prunus dulcis (almond) is the source of this 402-nucleotide messenger RNA. Its product is annotated as WAT1-related protein At5g40230-like. NCBI's taxonomy places the organism in Eukaryota, Viridiplantae, Streptophyta, Magnoliopsida, Rosales, Rosaceae. Gene Ontology annotation, cellular component: plasma membrane. The record is from RefSeq and is a predicted model, not a curated record. The transcript is spliced from 3 exons. The coding region runs from base 1 to 402 and encodes 133 amino acids. Gene Ontology annotation, molecular function: transmembrane transporter activity.
AUGAGGUAUAAUUUACAACAUGUAGGCGAUUAUUGGGAUUACGUUCCGUAUCAGCAGGUCUACAUGGUGCCUGCACUGCAGAGAAAAGGACCUGUGUGUGUUUCUAUGUUCAAGCCCCUUGCUGCUGUUGUCAAAGAUGUCAUUGAUGUAAUUUUUCUGGGACAAGCUCUGUAUCUUGGGAGUUUGAUUGGAGCAGGUGUAAUUAUCUCUGGCUUUUAUGCUGUGAUAUGGGGAAAGGCCAGAGAAGAGAAGUUGCAUGAGGACAGUGAAGAAGGGCAGAGUUGCUUAGAAUCAUCCACUGACUGCAAAAUAAGACAUAGAAUUGCAUUUUACAAUUGUACGACGAGCAUAGGGGAAAAUGAGAGAAAUGAUAAGAGGGGAGAGGAUGGGAAGGAGGAGUAA